Messenger RNA from Dreissena polymorpha, 2488 nucleotides. RefSeq lists its product as uncharacterized. The record is from RefSeq and is a predicted model, not a curated record. The transcript has 6 exons. Bases 1 to 2154 code for a protein of 717 amino acids. Lineage: Eukaryota; Metazoa; Mollusca; Bivalvia; Myida; Dreissenidae. Gene Ontology annotation, molecular function: protein binding.
AUGGCGAAACUGCAUAGGUUUGUGAAACUCAAUGACCGUUUCGACUCCCAAGUGUUCACGUUUGCGUUGCCUGGCAAGGUUACCACGGAUAUAACUUCGGACACGUUUUCCAAGGACAUUAUCUACGGCUACCAUAAAUGGACCGUCUCCUUCAUUAAGAUAGACUUACACUUGGGAUGCUUUCUGAAAUUGUUAUCGACGUGCCUCGGAAUGAAGUGUCAAAUAGAUUUCUCAUUCACUUUGCUCAAUCGCGAACAUUUCACGAGAAACGAAACGUUCAUAGAAAAAUGCUGCGUAUUCACCACGGAAUCGAACCAACACGGCAGAAAGACAUUUGUUGGCCUAAAUGACUUAGUUGAGAGAGAUUUUGCCCAAGUUACUGGCGAUUACCUCAUAGAGCUUGAGAUGCGCAAAGUGAAUUGCGUAUUUGAGAGCUACAUUCGACUUCCCCGUGAGAUACAGUCACGUAACGCCUACGAGACCAAACUGGAGUCGGCGUAUUUCUCUUUCGGCCUGUUCGACUGGAGCAUCUCGCUAAUUCCCAGCGAGGGAAACAUGCAGCGGGACGAGAACAUCACGCUGCAGUUACACAGGCACACCAGCUUCGUCCACAUUUGCAAUGUCAGAUACUACAUCAGUCUUGGCGAGAACGGCGAAUUCCAUUCAGAAGAGCUGGAUCAGAUGGUGGACAUAGCAGGCAAUGGCGAGCUCUACAUCAUUCGAGGGUCACUGCAGAAGCUGGCCAAAGGAAGAUCGUCACUGAAGGUCAAGGUCAUCAUGGUCUCUAUGGUGUCAGCUAGCGAGGUCACUCUUAACGUAGAAAGUAAAAGCAAGAAUCGGGCCCAUUUUUACGACAAGGAUAAACAGGCAUGGCUAGUGGAGGCGGACACGACUGGACCGAAUCUUGCGUUUCGACUUUAUUACACUGACAUCACGCAUGUUCCUCGGAAGAACAGUCGCUUCGUUUGCUGGAACAUGCUUGUGUUAACGAGAUACAUUCCAGAACAUAAGGUUCAGACUAAUUACGGGCCGUUCAGCAGAUAUUACGUACAGCAGGACCUCGAUGAAGGUCACAUGAUCACGACUACAAUUCCAGUAGCCGAUCUGACCGACGCAAGCUGUCUGUACACCGAGCCAGAGGAUCCCCACCUUACGUUGCACAUCGAGUGGGUGGAAUCACACAUGCUGGCCAGACCCACGUACCACGCCCAUGACGACAUCGAUAAGCUUCAGAAACAUCAGAUGAGACGCGAGAUGCUCGCUCUGCAGUCUGAAAACCUGGUCCUGGAAAAGCAGCUUCACAGCUACCAGCAGUCCCUGGCCAAGUCCAUGGAAAAAGACGGCACUCUGAGCCGGCCGGCAAACAUGCCCGUCAUACUGGGCAGCGUCACCACUAGCGAGUCCAGCUUGGAUGAUCGGUCGACAUCGUUGCAACAAAAGAAUAGACCACAAGAAAAAUAUGACAAAGUGACAAGUAAACAGAUAUCUUCUCCUCAGGCUUAUACAAAAGCAAAUAUAAUCAACAAAUCCGUUGACAGGUUUGUUACUCCUGCAACCGAAAAAGACACUUUGCCCACAAAUAAAAACAGAUUGCCAGUGAUUGACAGUGGUAAGGUGGAUAAGUACGAUUUCCCAGCCAGACGACUUGAGUCUUUAGAUACAGCAGGCUCUGGUUUUUCAGAAAGCCAUUUGCAGAUUAUUCCUAAAAAUAGUGAUGACAUUAUGGUAGAAGAUGUAAAAAGGACGACGUACACUGCGAUAGAAAUGUACGGGUCGCCCAUGGAUCGACAGGGUACGUCUGCAAGUAAGUACAAAACGCCGAUACCUCUUAGCCCAGCGCGAUUCGAUGAAAGACCGAGUUCAAACAAGAACAGGCGGAAUUCCGGAACGACCAAGUACGAUUUGGGCGAACACACGAUUGGGAUAAAUAGAGAGAGUUACGUUGAACCUAAAGAUAGAUCUGAGACCAGCAAUACCAAUGAAGAGCGGUACAGAGAACCAGACAGUCCGCGACAGGUGCCGCGGGAGCGAAAGGGAUCCCGUGGCAGCAGCAGACUGUCCGACAUGGGUCGUGAGGAGAGAAAGAAAGAGUCACGAGAUAAGGGAUAUGAUAAAGAAAGUUCAGUUGACAGAAUGGCAUAUAGGUAUAGAUGAAACUGAAUUAGAUAAAAAUGAUCACUGAAAGAUGAAUAUGAAUGCAAUAUAGGUAAACGUCGGUUUCAUAUCCGAUUUGUUUUCAAAAAGAAACACGUCGAUCAAAUUUCAACAGUGUUUCUCUGUUGAAUUCAUUUUUAAGAAUUACAAUAUUUACGAACAAGUAUAUUCAUUUAAAUUAUAUGUAACAUUGAAUGGUACGUUUAAGUCGAAGAUUCUCUUUAUCAUGUUUGUGAAACAUUUCUAUUUCUAUGCAAAUAUGAUUUAAAAUUGCUGUGUAUGAAAUAAUUCAAACUUAUUGCUUUUUCUGGUAAUUCACCGUUCCUACAUAUAA